Messenger RNA from Dichotomopilus funicola, 5628 nucleotides. RefSeq lists its product as uncharacterized. The coding region runs from base 1 to 5628 and encodes 1875 amino acids. The transcript has a single exon. Gene Ontology annotation, biological process: phospholipid catabolic process. Gene Ontology annotation, molecular function: D-type glycerophospholipase activity. Gene Ontology annotation, cellular component: intracellular membrane-bounded organelle. Lineage: Eukaryota; Fungi; Ascomycota; Sordariomycetes; Sordariales; Chaetomiaceae. The record is from RefSeq and is a predicted model, not a curated record.
AUGGCGGAUUCGAAUCGAUCUGAUCCUACCGGCAGCGGCCGGAAGGAGCCGGCCCUGACAUCGGGCGCCGUCUCCGAGAUGCCCACAAUCCCACAGGCCAAGGUACUUGGCUUGUCAACACCCCAAACUUCAGAUCAAUACGACUUUGCCGCGGCCAACACCGGCGCCCGCGAUUCUGAACCGGCCGACUACUUGAAUGGAGGACUCCCCCAUGAGAGGGUGUCUCCCCACACCACGACCCCCUCGGGUACCGCCCAACCACCACGACCACCGACUUUACAACCCGGCACAUCGUCCCAACUCUCGGCCAUGGCUGGGGCUUCCGAGCCGGCCUCACCCGCCGCCGCGAGCAAGAGCGUGCAGUUCACCACAGACGACGGAGCGCCCGAAGCGGUCGGCACACACUCGCGAACCGCGUCCUGGGACACAAGAGACGCAUUGGGCAAGUUCCGCAGCUCCGGGUUCAUGACCAAGCUGAAAGAACUCGCGGGCCCCAGCGGAAUACAGACCCCACGAAUGCCAUCAUCCACCUCCGAAUUCCCCUCAACCGCGAGCUCGCCUACCGCCCAACGACACGCCAACCGCACGCCACGGCCCGUAGCCGAAGGGAGCGAUGACGAUGCCGACGCCGAGGAGACAGCCGACGAGGCUGUAGCUUCGCCCUCGAAAGGAAAACAAAAGAGGAGGAGACGUAUGCGACGGCUGAGGAUGGACUCCUAUUCGGUGCCUAACACACCGCAGAUGAGCUCUCUCGGGGGCGAGGGAUCCGACGUGCAAAGCCGCUUGGGUUUUCUCCGACGCACACCCUUGGCUGGGAUCGAUGACCACGGGUAUUCCGAGGGUGAAGGACGCGACCGGCUCGCGGGGCAACGUAAUUCGAGGAGACGGCUGGGUCGGCCCGGUGAGGAAGGUGAGGAGGCGGACAGCCCAGCUGGGUUACGGGUCGGCCACCACUUCAGGCGUCUGUCUAACCUGGGCGGCGGCGGGGGUGGCAUGUCCGACGGGGGGGAACUGGCGAGCCCCAGGAGACCUUUCUUUGGUGGUGCUGACAGGGCCUCGACGUUUGGUGUCCAGAAGUGGCGCCAAGUCAAGGGCGCUUUGAAGCUGUUGCGCCAGAAGAAAGAUGAGCAGUUUGACUUUUCCAAGUCGGCGGAAUUGAUGGCAGAGCUAUUUGGUGGUGCGCCGGCAGUUCUGAUGCUUGCGAGUAUGAUUCAGCGCGACGAGCACGGCAACAAGAGGAUACCUGUGCUACUUGAGCAGCUGAGGCUACGGAUCAUCGACAGCACGCCCGCCCCGGACAAGGACAGCGAAAGGCAUUGGAUGUUUACGAUGCAGCUCGAAUACGGCAGCGGCCCGAGCCAGAUGAAGUGGACGAUCAAGCGGUCCAUCAAAGACAUCUUGAACCUGCACUGGAAGUACAAGCUGGCCCGCGGCAACGAAGGGUUCCCGACGACAAAAAGCUCUGACCACAGUUCCCGGCGCCCGAAGCAGCCCCGAUUCCCUUUGUCUGCGUUCCCCUACCUCCGUGGCGUCCGGGGCUUAGAUGACAACGACGAGGAGGAGCUCGCCAACGAAGGACGUGGAGAGGAAACAGCCGGCGAGAUGACCGCGGGCGAAGCUACCGUUCAAGAAGGGACAGACGCCGAGGACCGGCCACCACACAUGCGCAGGAAACGGUCACGGAUGCCCUACCUUGGCACCAGACGAAAGCCAUCUGCGGUGGGUUCCAGCGCGGACCUGGGCCAGUUGGCAGAUGCCGCGGCGCAACGGAGAAAGUAUGUUGAGCGGCAGCAGCGGAUGCUGGAGAAGUACCUUCAGGACAUGAUCCGCUGGCUCAUGUUCCGGGCCGACAGCAACCGGCUCUGCCGCUUUCUUGAGCUCUCGGCGUUGGGCGUCCGUCUUGCGGCCGAGGGUAGCUACCACGGCAAAGAAUGUUACCUGCACAUCCAGUCGUCCAAGGGCCUCGAUUUCCGCCGCGUGCUGACACCUAGCAAGGUGAUUGCGCGGCACAGCCGGAAGUGGUUCCUCGUGCGGCAGAGCUACAUUGUCUGCGUCGAGUCGCCGGAGAAUAUGAACAUUUACGAUGUCUACCUCGUGGACUCCAAGUUCCAAAUCAUCACAAAAUCCAAAGGCAGCAAGCACCUGGGGCCUGCCGCCCACAAGUCGGACGAUGAGGACAUCGAGAACCUGGAUCCGUCAGCCCGGCAGCCGACCGACAUGCAUCACACGCUCAAGAUCAUCACGUCGGAGCGCAAGGUGAAGCUGUUCUCGCCCAACCAGCACCUCAUCUCGCAGUUCGAGGAGUCGAUCAAGGAGAUGCUGAAGCACACGCCCUGGCACCUGGAGAACCGGUUCGGCAGUUUCUCCCCUGUCCGGACGGGCGUGCAUGCCCAGUGGCUUGUCGACGGGCGCGACUACAUGUGGAACGUCUCGCGGGCCAUUAGCAUGGCUAAGGACGUGAUUUACAUCCAUGACUGGUGGCUGAGCCCGGAGCUGUACAUGAGACGGCCGGCCGCCAUCAGCCAGAAAUGGCGGCUUGAUCGGUUGCUCCAGCGCAAAGCGGCUGAGGGCGUUAAGGUGUUUGUCAUCGUGUACCGCAAUGUCGAGGCGGCCAUUCCGAUCGACUCGGAGUACACCAAGUUCUCGCUACUCAACCUACAUCCCAACAUCUUCAUCCAACGGUCGCCGCACCAGUUCAAGAAGAACCAGUUCUUCUUUGCCCACCACGAAAAGAUCUGCAUCGUCGACCACGACAUCGCCUUCGUCGGCGGCAUCGACCUGUGCUUUGGCCGAUGGGACACGCCCAAGCAUCCCGUGGUCGACGACAAGCCGACCGGGUUCGAACUGCAGGACGCGCCCAAGGACGCCGAACACUGCCAGCUCUUCCCCGGCAAAGACUACUCCAACCCGCGCGUGCUCGAUUUCUUCAAGCUGCACGAACCGUACGCCGAGAUGUACGACCGGUCCAUGACGCCGCGCAUGCCGUGGCACGACAUUGCGAUGCAGGUAGUGGGCCAGCCGGCGCGCGAUCUGACUCGGCACUUUGUCCAGCGGUGGAACUACGUGCGGCGUGGGCGGAAGCCCACCCGGCCAACCCCUUUCUUGCUGCCGCCCCCGGAUUGCCGGCCCGAGGAGCUCGAGGCGAUGGGGCUCAACGGCACGUGUGAGGUGCAGAUCCUCCGAUCCGCGACGACGUGGUCGUUGGGUACCGAGAACACGGAGCACAGCAUCCAGUCGGCGUACAUCAAGAUGAUUGACAACUCGGACCAUUUUGUGUACAUGGAGAACCAGUUCUUCAUCACCAGCACGGAGACGCUCAAUAACAAGAUCGUCAACGGCAUCGGUGACGCACUGGUCCGACGCAUCAUCCGGGCCCACGAGAACGACGAGGACUGGCGCGCGGUCAUCGUCAUCCCGCUCAUGCCGGGGUUCCAGAACGAGGUCGACCAGCCCGAGGGUUCCAGCGUCCGGCUGAUCCUCCAGUGCCAGUUCCGCAGCAUCUGCCGCGGCGAGCACUCCAUCUUUGGCCGGCUGCGCGCCGCGGGCAUCGAACCGGAGGAUUACAUCCAGUUCUUCAGCCUGCGGCAGUGGGGGAAGAUGGGCAACGGCGUGCUGACGACGGAGCAGCUGUACAUUCAUGCCAAGUGCAUCAUUGUCGACGACCGGAUUGCCCUGAUCGGGUCGGCUAAUAUCAACGAGCGGUCGAUGAUCGGCAGCCGCGACUCUGAGGUCGCUGCUGUUGUCCGGGAUACUGAUUUGCUGUGGUCGACUAUGGCCGGGCGCCCGUACCAGGUUGGGCGGUUCGCGCAUACCCUGCGGCUGCGGUUGAUGAGGGAGCAUUUGGGGUUGGAUGUGGAUGAGAUUUUGGAGGAUGAGCGACAGGCGGACUUGGACCGUGAGGAGCAGUUCGAGGCGGAGAUGAAUGGGAUUUAUGAUGAGGAGGAGGAGCCCGCGGAGGAGGAAGACGACGAUGAUGAGGCAGACCCAUCGCCAAUGGAAGAGAGUUCGCGGAGGAGGACCGCUUCGCUUGGUGAACUGCCGAGGACACCGCCGAUGCUGUCGCCAGAGCCGCAUAGCUUUAAUCAUGAUGCAGAGGACAACGAGCCGGUGGGCGGGCAGCGGAAGCGGGCGUUUUCCAGGAGCUCCCAGCACCAGACAUCACAGGAGAAAGCCUCAAUCGAAAAGCACAACCGGGAAGUAGAAGGGUAUGGGCCGGAUCAUUGGAAGGCGGCCCAGGACCUUGGGAUAGACCGGGCGCGGGACUCUGUCAUUGUGGGCGGCCGUGAGGUGCUGGUCAACCAUCAGGGGUCCGAAGGCAAAGGGUCGCUUGACCGGCCGAUGAAUCCGCACACGCUCCGGCUCUCGUCGGGCAUCACCACUCCCGACGACAAGAGCAACACCAACAGCCACAGCCACAGCCACAACCCCAACACAACGACCACCGGGAACGACAGAAUGCCCCCCAUGCCGCCCUUCGACCGGCGAACCACGGAGCAAGCCGGCCUCCCGCGGGCCAACCAACUACCGUCCCUCCCAGUCGUCGACGACACCGACAUCGGCGGUCCUCCCGUGCGUCUUGAUGCCAGCGGCCAACCAGUACAAAGCACGUCCGACUCGCUCCCCAUCGACAUCACGCUGGCCGACAUCCACAAAGACUGCAUGCGUGACCCGCUGAACCCGAGCUUUUACGAAGACGUGUGGAUGCGCGCAGCCGACAACAAUACCCGCAUCUACCGCCGUGUCUUCCGCUGCAUGCCCGACUCUCUGGUCACUAACUGGCCUGAGUACAAGGACUUUGCGCAGUACUGUGCUCGGUUCAAGGCUAGUAUGGGGGAUGGGCAUCGGCGGCCGAGCGAGGAAGAGGAGAAGCCAGUUUGUCACCCGUCGGGCGCUGCGGGUCAGACGGCUGCGGGCGCGGGGAUUGGGGCUCCGGGGCCGGCUGCCGGGGUUGCAGCUGUGAGCGAGAAGGUUGGGUCGGUGGCGAACAAGUUGAGCACGGAAGGGAACUCGCUUGAUGAGAAGCGUGCCUCGACGGCUGCGAACGACCUACAGCAGGAUCCCGCCAAUACUACUAGUAAUAAUAACAACACGACCGACCCGGAAAAGCAAGACUUCGCCAUCGACGAUACCACCAGUGGUGGUCCCCCUCGGCCAGACAGCAGCAGCCGCCGAGCCGCCACCUACUCCAGCGGGACCAACGCCAACAUCAAUAACAACCAUCCCAGCGAACACCCCCCGCGUACAGGCGGCAGCUCAGGUUCCGGAGGAGCCGGAGGCGGAAUCCCACCCACCGGCCUCACCACAGCAGCUACCGCCCCCCCCUCCUCCAACUUCGCAGGCGGCAUCGGCUCUCAGAAACGUCGUCGUCGCGCUACCACCCGCAGCGGGCGACCACCGCGGUUCUUUGGCGCUACAGCUGGGGGCGGAGGAGUAGGAGGGCCGGCAACAGGAGGCGGGGGUGGUGGUGUUGGGCUGGGGGAUGAGUUGUUGAGUAAGGGGGAGGCGGAGGAGAUGUUGUUGUUGACGCAGGGGACGCUGGUGCAGUUUCCGUAUGAUUGGUUGGUGGUGGAGGAGACGAAUGGGAAUUGGCUGUUUCAGGUUGAUCAGGUGGCGCCUUUGGCUAUUUAG